CGUCGAAAGGAACUAGAAUCUUUCAAACUGGCUUCUCUACGAGCAUUUCGACCUUCAAUUCUCUCUCAUACCGGUACAAGGCCACGAAUCAUUAUUUCAAGGGGUUUAGGUUUAUAUCAGACGGCAACUCGAUCAGUCAUGAGCAUCCCACCUGAGAAGAGGGAAUGGCUGUGCCUAAUCCCCGAUAAGCCGGGAAAGCAGGAGAAGAGGCUUGAAAUCCGAGCGACUCACCUCGGUAACCUCAAACCGCUUAUUGAGGCUAAAAAGGUCGUUACCGGUGGACCAAUGUUCCACGCCCACAAUGAUGGCGACCCGAAAUUCAAGGGAAGCGUAAUGGUCUUCCGGGCGGAGACUGAAGCAGAAGUGCGUGAGAUUCUUAAUAACGAUGUUUACAAUAAGGGGGAUGUGUGGGAUUUGGAGAAGGUGCAGAUUAUUCCUGUUGCUAUUCUCAUCAAGGAACAACCAUGAAAUGAAGAAAUAUAGAGUAUUGUGUGCAGCGCCUACUUGGUCCUCGACGAAGGGCAAGAUGUAAACUCACACGUCGCUGUAUUACAUGUUAACACUGAAACAAGAUCUAUAGUAUUCUAUACAAAAGCCAGACCACAUCAUAUACUAUAUCAUGCUCACGCUACAAUGCCAAACGUACUCUUCACAGAAAGCCACUUUUCAUAAGCCAACAACUUCAAUUCAACGCGCACGUAUGCCGUAAAAGCAGAUAGAAAGCGGAACAGAUUGCUUGGUCGUAAGAGACUGCCGUUCUGAGACACGAAUUCCAUUUGUUCUUCGAAUACGGUUCUAGUGGCGUAUCGGGCGAGGAUGAGGAAUGUGCGCACUGGACCUUGACGGGUGUGUA
Messenger RNA from Talaromyces stipitatus ATCC 10500, 853 nucleotides. RefSeq lists its product as uncharacterized. NCBI's taxonomy places the organism in Eukaryota, Fungi, Ascomycota, Eurotiomycetes, Eurotiales, Trichocomaceae. The transcript is spliced from 4 exons. The record is from RefSeq and is a predicted model, not a curated record. The coding region runs from base 139 to 468 and encodes 109 amino acids.